Boeremia exigua is the source of this 2391-nucleotide messenger RNA. Its product is annotated as Transketolase, thiamine diphosphate binding domain-containing protein. Gene Ontology annotation, biological process: pentose-phosphate shunt. The record is from RefSeq and is a predicted model, not a curated record. Gene Ontology annotation, molecular function: transketolase activity. Lineage: Eukaryota; Fungi; Ascomycota; Dothideomycetes; Pleosporales; Didymellaceae. Gene Ontology annotation, cellular component: cytosol. The transcript has 6 exons. The coding region runs from base 78 to 2135 and encodes 685 amino acids.
CCCUCCCCUCCCAAGCAUUGAAAACAUCUCCAACACCAGGCCUUCUCCUUCACUUCUGAUUCUCACUACUCGCCAUCAUGUCUAAAUAUACGGAUCUUGACCAAACUGCGAUCAACACGAUCAGAACUCUCGCCGUCGAUGCAACUGCACAGGCGAACUCUGGUCACCCGGGUGCCCCUAUGGGCAUGGCCCCGGUUGCCCACGUCUUGUUCAACAAGUUCAUGACUUUCAACCCCAAGAACCCUGACUGGUUGAACCGCGACCGAUUCGUCCUCUCUAACGGACACGGCUGCAUGCUCCAGUAUGCUCUUCUGCACUUGUUCGGCUACGCAGUCAGCCUUGACGACCUGAAGAACUUCCGUCAAAUCGACUCCAUUACUCCUGGUCACCCUGAGGCCCACGACACUCCCGGUAUCGAAGUCACUACUGGUCCUCUCGGUCAGGGCUUCGCCAAUGCCGUCGGUCUUGCAAUUGCCGAGAGGCACACCGGCGCUGUUUUCAACAAGCCUGGCUACGAGCUCGUAAACAACUACACAUACGCCUUUUUCGGUGAUGGUUGCGCUAUGGAGGGCAUUGCCUCUGAGGCCGCUUCGAUGGCUGGUCAUCUGCAGCUCGGCAACCUCAUCAUGAUCUAUGAUGACAACCACAUCUCCAUUGAUGGUGACACCAAGUGCGCUUUCACUGAAGACGUCCUGAAGCGAUUCGAGGCCUAUGGCUGGCACACACAGCACGUCGAGGACGGCGACAACGAUCUCGACAGCAUUGAGGCUGCCAUCAAGAAGGCCCAGGAGGUCAAGGACAAGCCUUCCGUCAUCAAGCUGACUACCACUAUUGGUUUUGGCUCCAAGCUCCAGGGUACUGGUGGUGUCCACGGUAACCCCCUGAAGCCUGACGAUAUCAAGAGCGUGAAGGAGAAGUUCGGUUUCGAUCCCGAGAAGACCUUCGUCGUCCCCCAGGAGGUCUACGACCAGUACCACAAGCACGCUGCUGAAGGUGCUGCCGCUGAGCAGGAGUGGAACCAGCUCCUCGAGAAGUACAGCAAGGAAUACCCAGACCUGCACAAGGACCUCGUCCGCCGCCAAAGCAAGGACCUUCCUGAAGGCUGGGAGAAGUCUCUCCCCACAUACAAGCCUACUGACUCCGCGAUCGCUUCCAGGAAGCUGUCCGAGUCUGUCCUCGAGGCUAUUCACGGUGUGGUUCCUGAGCUGAUCUCCGGUUCUGCCGAUUUGACUGGCUCCAACAACACCCGAUGGAAGAAUGCUGUCGACUUCCAGCCUCCUAACCUGGGCAUUGGAGAGUGGUCUGGACGUUACAUGAGGUACGGUGUCCGUGAGCACGCCAUGGCCGCUGUCAUGAACGGUCUGUCCGCCUACGGAACCAUCAUCCCCGCCGGUGGUACUUUCCUCAACUUCGUUUCCUACGCCGCCGGUGCCGUUCGCCUCUCUGCUCUCUCCCACCAGCGCCUGAUCCACGUCGCAACCCACGACUCCAUUGGUCUUGGUGAGGAUGGUCCCACUCACCAGCCUAUCGAAACCCUUGCACACUUCCGUGCUCUGCCCAACUGCAUGGUCUGGCGUCCCGCUGACGGUAACGAGACCUCCGCUGCCUACUACAUGGCCCUUACUUCUAAGGGCACUCCCUCCAUCCUGGCUCUGACACGUCAGAACUUGCCCCAGCUCGAGGGCUCGACUCUCGAGAACGGCAUCAAGGGUGGAUACGUUGCUCUUGAGAAGGAGGGCGCUGACGUCACACUCGUCUCCACUGGUUCUGAAGUCUCACUCUGUCUCGAGGCUGUCAAGACUCUCGAAGGACAGGGUCUCAAGGCUCGUGUCGUUUCCCUGCCAUGCUGGGAGGUAUUCGACGCCCAGUCUAAGGAGUACAAGCUCUCUGUCAUCCCAGACGGUAUUCCCACACUCUCCGUUGAGGUUAUGAGCACACUCGGGUGGGAGAAGUACUCGCACGAACAGUUCGGUCUCAACCGAUUUGGUGCCUCCGGUCCCUACAAGGAGGUUUACAAGAAGUUCGAGUUCACACCUGAGGGUGUUGCCAAGCGUGCGAAGCUCACAGUCGACUUCUACAAGGAUGUCAAGCCUCUCCGCUCGCCCGUCAACCGCGCUUUCCAGCAGCUUAUCUAAGUGUGCUCGCACGAUGUUGAAGUGCUAGCACUACGAGUUUGGUCUGAACGAAUAUGAGAAACGACCUGUUUGCGCUUAACGUAGUUCAUACGAUGAAAACUAGGAUGCGCAUGGAUGUAUAGAAUUGAUUUCCACACUAUGAGCCAUGAUUUCGCUUGCACUCCUGUUUCUCGAAUCGCUAGCCCAUUCACGUUGGUUUUGUGAAGUGUUGAGGUGAUACUUAUGUAACUAUCGGCGCCACAACAAGUCAGAAUUA